Rhodotorula toruloides NP11 is the source of this 1398-nucleotide messenger RNA. RefSeq lists its product as uncharacterized. The transcript has a single exon. NCBI's taxonomy places the organism in Eukaryota, Fungi, Basidiomycota, Microbotryomycetes, Sporidiobolales, Sporidiobolaceae. The record is from RefSeq and is a predicted model, not a curated record. Bases 1 to 1398 code for a protein of 465 amino acids.
AUGGACCGGCCAGUACCGCAACCCCACACGCACCCACCGACUCCCUCACCCAACCUCACUGCACUCCCCUCACCUCCCCAUCCCCAUCCUCCUCCGUUCACCGCACCGCUCGCAUCGACAUCGCACGCCGCCCAGUCCUUCUUCUCACCUCCCCCGACUCCAUCCAGACCGCGCCUCAAACGCUCACACCCGACAACGCACUCGGCUCUCCCCUCUGGACCUACCCCCGCUCCUCAGCCUGUCCCGACGAGCCCGACAGGAGGCGCAUCUCCCCUCUCGCAUGCACGGACGAGGUCCACUAGCUCGAAUGCGAGCUUGAGCACGCUCGAGCCGAUAAAGGAGUGGCCUGGCGCGGAGGGAGACGGGACGAGCAGCCUCGGGCUCAACUUGGGGGUGCAGACGAAGAGUUGGGUAGACGAUGACGGGACGCUGGAGAGGGCGCCCAAGCGCGUGCGGAUAGCGCCGGACCACGAGGCGUUCGGGAGACUGUCGCUGUCGACGGCGGCAGGCGUACCCGCUUCUCCCACGACGUUGACGUACUCGCCCCUCUCGACCGUUCCCUCGACGCUUCCAACGCCUUUCACGAACGGCAGAGCACCACCACCUACGCCCCUUCUGCUAAACACCUCCCAUCUCCCACCCUCGACUCUCGCGCCCGUCUCGUUCCCUCCAGCGGGUCCAUCCUCUUCCACCUCCUCGUCCUUCCACCCACCACCACACGCACCAUGCUCAUCACCACCCAUCUCAGCGCCCUCGCUCCCCGCCGCUCCGCCAACGUCACCCGUCCAAUCUACCUCCGCAGCCUCGGGCCUGCGUUCUCCCUCCCUCCCAAGCGGGAGCGGCGGAACAAGUCUCCCCACGGUCCCCUGGUCCCAAUCCUCCUUCAUCUCUCCUCCCCUUCCUUCUCCCACCUCGCUCGAAACCGAACAAGCAGGCCAAGCGGAAGAAAUCGACAUGCGCCCCGCCUCUUCCUCCUGGCCCAUCGGCCCACACACAAUCUACGUCUCCUCACUCGACUCAGACUCGGACACUGAAGCGCCUACACCCGUCAACAAGGAAGUCGAGGUGAACCCGCUUGCGUUGAGGGGAGGAAAGGACGAUCCGGCUUCGAGGUUGUUGUUGAGCAAGUUACACGAGGCGGCUCACUCGUCCUCCUCUGCGGGGGAGCUGAUCCUCUACCGCCCACCACCGUUUUUCGCGCCUCCGCCGCCGUCGUCCUCGCCCGAACCCGAGGGAGAGUCAGCGAAAGACCGGAUCCUGCGCGAGCGAAGGCAGAAGCGGACGUCGGACGAGUGGGGGGAGUUUGUGAGGAUGAGGGAGAGGGAGGAGGCGAUGCAUGAUCUCGGGGACGAGGACGAGACGGUUGGGGUGGAGGAGGACGGGAUGGAGAUGGACUGA